Arachis duranensis is the source of this 3315-nucleotide messenger RNA. RefSeq lists its product as uncharacterized. NCBI's taxonomy places the organism in Eukaryota, Viridiplantae, Streptophyta, Magnoliopsida, Fabales, Fabaceae. Bases 368 to 3283 code for a protein of 971 amino acids. The record is from RefSeq and is a predicted model, not a curated record. The transcript has 4 exons.
AAGGCGCACACCAUCUCUCUGUCUCAUAUUCUGUUUUCUCUCUCUGAAAUCUUCAUUGAGAGAAUGGCCCAGCACUGCAGAUCCAAAUCCCCAUUUUAUCUGCUUUUCAUGUUUCCUCUCCAAACCUCUCAUAAAAAUCUCUCUUUUAUUUUUGGCUCUCUCUGCUUUUUUCUUAUUAUGUUUCUUCCACUCUAAUGUCUUCUUCUUCUUUUCUCUACUUUAUUCUGUAACAUAGCAAGUGUCCACGCACAAUGAACUGCAUCCUUCACUUUUCUCCUUCUUCUUCUUCUUCUUCAGGUUUUCCUUCCUUUGGAACCGAGGGUGACACACUGCUACAUCUUGUUUAAUUGAAACUGUGUUCUUGUUUAUGGCAUUAUUGGAAAUGGGCGCAAACGUGCAAUGUGACGGCUACUUUCCAGGAUAUUAUUCAGCAAGAGAUCUCCUAUUUGAAUCUGAACGCAGCCCAUGGACCUCAUCUAAUGUUAACAGUGAGCUUAAGAAUGAGUUGCAUUACGUUGGUUCCUUGCCGGUAUCAUCGCCUUGUAACCUUCUAGGCUACAACAAGGAACUUCUAAAACAGACAAUACUCAAGCAUGAAGCCAUAUUCAGGGACCAAAUUCAUGAGCUCCACCGCAUUUAUAACAAACAGAAGGAGUUGAUGGAAGAUAUUAAAAGAAAUGAAUCAUAUAAACAGCACUUGAGGUUGGAGGCAUCAUCAUGGUCAGCUUCUUCUUUGCCAUCCAAAAAUGCCCAAAAGAUAUCUUACUCGCCAAACUUGCCGUGGUCUACGGCUCAAUCAUUGCCACCGGGGGCUUCUCUACAAGAGAACGGCAAGAAAAUAUGUCCCACUCCUGUUCCGAUAGUGACCGAAGAAUCUUUCAAAGAUUCUAAACCAUCAGAAUCCAAAUACAGAAAAGUUGGCAAAAAGAUAUUGGAUCUUCAGCUUCCGGCUAACGAAUACAUUGAUAGUGAAGAAGGUGAAUGUUUAGAAAACGGAAGUGUCACUGAUGUGCUGCAAGUCUCAGCUUAUUCUUUAAAUGGAUCUUCCAAAGUUGUGUGUGGCAAUGGUGAGAAACCAUAUGGAAUCAAUUCUAAUGGUUUUGCUGGCUUAAAUUUACAAUUUAAGCUUGAAGAAGCAACUUCAAAGUCUUAUGAUUCGGCAGCCCCUUCACAUAAUAGGAACAAUGCCUUUUAUGAUCUGUCAAAGACAACAAAAUUGAGCUAUCAGAAUUUUCCAAAUGAUGUCAUUUGGAAUUUGAACAAGCGAAAGGAUCCUGAAAAUUUCUCAGGAAACCCUCUGUUGGAACAGAGAAAGAUACAGGAGCAGAUGUGUAGAGGGCAAAGUGGUGGUGCAUUGGAUUCUUUUUCCAAAGUUAUUUGUACAGGAAAGCAAUCUGAUUCAAUUGAACCAUUAAGAAAGAAUAUGGAACAAUUUAAUGACCCUCCAUAUUUUCAUCCAUUAAAUCAUGUUAGCGAACCUUGGCCAGUGAGGAAGUUUUCUAGCAAUGGUUCACAAGUUCAAGGUUUCAUGAGUAAUGGCUCACUUGGAUCCAGCAAUGCACCUCACACAUGCUCUCAAUAUGAUAAGUUAAGUUCUGGGAUUUCACCCGCUGAGUUAUGGAAAACACCUGCUUACUGUGGCCAAAGCUCAAUAGCAGUUCCGGCACUUCCAUUUUUAAGCUCUUCAGUAUCAUUGGGUCAAAGUUCUAAAUCAUUGAUGGGAAUUUCAGUGUUCACUCAAGAUGAGAGUUAUCAGUGUAAAAGUGGUAAACCUGGCCAUGAUUUAGAUGGCCGACACUUUCUUCUGGGCAGCAGGUCCAAGCCGUUGGAUCUUCCAUCAAUUAGUUCUAAUGAUCCCAAUAGCAGUGCCAAGCACGAUUCAUUGGAUAGCGAUGAGCUUCGGAUGAAUAUCAUGGGUUCUAAAGAUGUGGGAACUCUCAAGAAUCUAAACCUGAAUAUUGCACCUGCUGGUUAUUUUGAUAUAACAGCACUUCAAAGCAUUCAGAUUCCUAGAAAAGAAAAUAACCUUCAGGAUUCAAGUAGGGGGCUGCCAUGGCUUAAGGAAAAGGUUGUAUUCAAAGGAAAACAGAGUGAAGGGAGUAAAAUUGCUACCCAGAUUGAUUCUGUUUUCACAAAUUCUUGUAAUGUGGAGUUAAAGAAGACUGAGGAGAGUGACCUUAGUGCGGAUAAGAUUCUUGCGCUUCACUGUAAUGAGGGGCCUCAAAUGUCGUCUGAUCGUCAACCUUUGCAUGUCCCGAACCAAUUGAAAAGCCAAGGUGCUGAUGGAAUUGAGGGAAAAUGCAUAUUUGAUGGAAAGUUAUCUUGCAUUCAAUCACUACCCCCUGCUGAGUAUACAGGGAAGAAUGAGCAGAAGAAACAAGAAUCUCUGGCUGGUAUUAUUGACCUAAAUUCAUGCAUGAUUGAGGAAGAGAAUAUGCUGAUGGAGGUUGAUCUCCAGGCACCUAUCAGUCCAGAAAACAAGGAAUGCUCGCCGCCUAGAGGAGAAUCCAAUGAAAACCAGCUUGAGAUGCCAUUUCAAUUGGCAGGACAAGAGGAUCCGGAAGCGCAAGAGGAGCAAGCUAGAGUUGCUGCCGAGGCUUUGGUUACCAUAUCAGGAUUUGUGGACAACAAUGGUCUCAAAAAGACAACUUGUUUAUUGUCCGAAUCUUCUGCAAGAAGUCCUCUUCACUGGUUUGCUGGCAUUGCUUCCACAGCAGCAGAUCAUCCAGAGAAUAAUGCAGGUUGGAGCAGUGCAGCGAACAAUCUCGAUGACUUUUCUCCUAUCAACAUUGAUUACUUUGAGUUCAUGACCUUAAAUUUGACCGAGACAAAAGUCCUAGAUUGCUGCUAUAGUAACACUAUUGGCCAGAUGGAGCAAGUAGGCGGAUCAACUUCGCCAACUCAGCCAAGGAAGGGCCGGCCAAAUAGGGGAAGGUGGCGGAAGGACUUCCAAAGCGAAAUCCUCCCUAGCCUUGCUUCUUUGACAAGGUACGAGGUGACCGAGGAUCUUCAGAUCAUAGGAGGUCUUGUAGCUGCUGGUACCCACUCGGAAACAGGUUCUCUAAGAAGUGCAGGUAAAAAUGUGUCAGCCAGGGGGCGCCGUCGAUCCGGUACUUCGAUUUCUAACAACACAGAGUUGCAUUUGAGCAAGCUAACUAGUACCACUGGAUUUGGAACUGAGAAAGGGUGCCUAAUAAGCUGGGGAAAGAUUUGUAGAAAGAGAAGGGGGAAGAGACUUCCCACUACUAAACCCCAUCAUAUUUUGAACCAAGUAUAUAACUAAUUCUAAGAUUAAUUCCAUGGACUUUGGACGAA